CCAUCUCUCUUAAUCCUAAGCAUGACAGGAACCCUCCCUUUGUCCAGAGUAUCCACACCGCAUACACUAUCCACCAUUAGAUGCUCAUUAGUCGCCUCUGUGCUCAGACUGACUGACAUUGGAUCCUAGUGCUUGUAUUUAAUAACACUUAUUUUAUUUAAUCAUGGGUCCCUAAGAAGUGAUGCUGACAAUUCCGGCAUGACACCAAGAAGUGGUAAAGCACUGACUUUAAGUGAAAAUGUGCAUGUCCUUCACUUAAUGUGGCAUUUUAUCAUCUCACAUCAUCAUAAGAAGGAGCUCAAGGCUGGUCCAGGAAGAGAAACAGGUGGUUGAGGAAGACCCAGGCCCCAUCUCCUCCACUGAGGGGUAUGUGCCCCCUACCAGUGAGGGCCACAGCAGGCCCAACAUGAUAGUAGGCAUGCAGGGAUCUGGGGAUCCAGGGCACAUGGAUGGGGGAAAAAGGACUCCGCCUCUGAAGCCACCCAGGCUCCACAGGCCACUCAAGAUUUUAGACCCCAUCUUGGAGCUUGGUGGCCACAUUACUGCAACUGGGUCGAAUGACAUGGAGACCAAGGAGGCUGAGCCCAAGGCACCAGCUAAGGAGGAGCAGCUUAUUGAUGAAAAACCCUGCCCCAAGUCCACCAGUGAAGGGCAGGUGGGCCACAUGCCAGAGGGCCAUAGCAGGCCAAGUGAGACAGUGGCCAUGCAGGGGUUUGUAGAACCUCUAAACUUGGUUGGCCAUAAAAGGAUACCUCCAAAGAAGCCAUCCAGGCUCCACAGGCCACUCAAGAUUUCAGAACUCAUCUUGGAGCGUGGUGGCCACAUCUCUGCAACUGGGUCAAAUGACAUGGAGACAGAGGAGGUCGAGCCCAAGGUAGGAAUCCAGGAGGCAGAGCAGGCUCCUGAUUCAGCCGCUGUCCAACAUCUGGAGGAGCUGGAUGCAGGGUCAGACCAGGACGACAUUCCAGGCCAGGAGGGUUACCCAUCACCAGGGGUCAUUCAAUAUCCAGCAGCCACUCUAGCUGCAGCUGUGCAGUCAUGGCCAGGCUGUGCAGCAUCUGCUGAUCUGAGGGAGGCCCCAUCCCACCUGCCUGAAGAAUCCUCCUUGGAAUCUGGCCUGGUUCCCACCACAGGGGAGGAGCUACUUCUGUAAAAUGCACCUGGGCCACUUCUAGAGCAGGGUAUUGUUCCUCUGGCUCUUCCUCUCCCAUGUGAAGUUUUUGUCCCACCUG
Messenger RNA from Artibeus jamaicensis (Jamaican fruit-eating bat), 1232 nucleotides. RefSeq lists its product as uncharacterized. The transcript has 4 exons. Lineage: Eukaryota; Metazoa; Chordata; Mammalia; Chiroptera; Phyllostomidae. The record is from RefSeq and is a predicted model, not a curated record. Bases 407 to 1153 code for a protein of 248 amino acids.